Messenger RNA from Oenanthe melanoleuca, 564 nucleotides. RefSeq names its product translation initiation factor IF-2-like. The record is from RefSeq and is a predicted model, not a curated record. Bases 1 to 564 code for a protein of 187 amino acids. Lineage: Eukaryota; Metazoa; Chordata; Aves; Passeriformes; Muscicapidae. The transcript has 2 exons.
AUGCCCUGGCACACUCAGGGAGCUCUGGGCACACAGCAGGAUGUGACAGCUACAGCACACACAGCCAGCACAGGACUUUCCAGAGGCACCAACCCGCCAGGCAGUACGAGAGCAGCAAGUCUGACGCUUCCACAUGUGAACCAAGAUGGAAAGGUCAGCCCUGCCCAUGCUUCUCCCUCCAACACAGAAGUGGGUGAUGCCAACCUGCUACACAGCACUAGUACAGACCCACAUCCAGAGCUCCUGCAGUCACGUGCGUCGUCCCUCCCCGCCAAGCCCUGCACCGCUCAAAGCUCAUCCCCGCCCGAAAGCACUGAGGGCAGCGCCGAGCCCCACAGGCCGACACUGCCGAGCGCCCUCCCCGGAGCGACCCCGCCCGCCGCGCCUGCGCAGCCGCGCCGCGCAAACAGGCCCCGCUCGGCGGCCCGGGGACGCUGCCCGGGGCCGUCCCCGCGGGGAGGCGGCUCCGCGGGGCCAGCAUCCGCCGCCACGGCCGCUGUGCCCCGCCGUCUCCGCAGGCCACAGCCCCGCCCAGCCGGGCCCCACCGUUCGCGCCGGCCCUAG